Messenger RNA from Rhea pennata, 1076 nucleotides. It is a transcript of the gene SCN4B, whose product is annotated as sodium voltage-gated channel beta subunit 4. Gene Ontology annotation, molecular function: transmembrane transporter binding; sodium channel regulator activity. The record is from RefSeq and is a predicted model, not a curated record. Gene Ontology annotation, cellular component: voltage-gated sodium channel complex; plasma membrane. The coding region runs from base 301 to 852 and encodes 183 amino acids. The transcript has 5 exons. Gene Ontology annotation, biological process: regulation of sodium ion transmembrane transporter activity; cardiac muscle cell action potential involved in contraction; regulation of ventricular cardiac muscle cell membrane repolarization. NCBI's taxonomy places the organism in Eukaryota, Metazoa, Chordata, Aves, Rheiformes, Rheidae.
GAGUCCGGGAGAGGACUCUGAAGUCCUGCCUCCAGCCCCCUGCCCUGCCUGCAUCAGUCGCUAACAUCACCAGAGCUUUCUUCUGCAAGCGCUGCGGCUGCGUCGCGCUUUGCCCUGCUCCGCUCUGCUGCUCUGCGAGCAGGGACCGCUGCUACCCGCCUGCUAACGUGAACCGGGGAAAUAGCCGUAGGGAAGCAAUGCGCUGCUUGAACACAGCCGCCAGCACGCCCGCCGACAGGUUGGCAUAUCUUCUCCAUCGUCUUCACCUUGGAGGUGUCAGUGGGGAAGACCAACACGGUGAUGGCUCUGAAUGGCUCCAACAUCCUGCUGCCCUGCGUCUUCACCACCUGCAUAGGCUUCCAGGACCUGGUCUUCACAUGGUAUUUCAACUCGACAGAGAUGAUUUACCACGGCAGGAUAAAGAGCAAGGCCUCGGAGCCCCUCCUCGUGGGGCGCAACCCCCGCGUCGAGUUCGUCGGCUCCACCACCGGGAAGGACAACAACAUCUCCAUCGUGCUGAACGAAGUGGACUUCAGCGACGCCGGGAAAUACACGUGCCACGUCAAGAACCCCAAGGAGAAGAACGCGCAGCACAACGCCUCCAUCUUCCUCACCGUCGUGCACAAGAUGGUGGAGACGGACAACACCGUGACGCUCAUCAUCGUGGGCGUCCUGGGGGGGGUCAUCGGCCUCCUCGUCCUCUUCAUGCUGGUGAAGAGAGUCGUGCUGUUCAUCGUCAAGAAGGUGCAGGACAGGAAGAAGGAGUGCCUCGUCAGCUCCUCGGGCAACGACAACACCGAGAACGGCCUGGCGGGCUCCAAAGCGGAUCAGAAGGCGGCACCGAAGGCGUGAAGCCGCGGCGGCCCCGGGGCCGGGGCGGCGAGCCGUCCCCUCCCGCGUCCUUUUUAACGCUGCCCGCGCUUGAGACGUGCUCCCGUGCCUGCAACCCGCACUGCUUCUCGGAAACGGCUUCAGCUGCUGCGCGGACGGGGAGCGUCCCGCCGAGCCGGCCCGCGAGCCCGGCGCCGGGACGGGAAGGAGGAGGGGGCGCAGCGGCGCGUGCCGCGGCCCCGGGC